UUUAGAUUAGAUGUUUUCCAUAUUAAGUACUAACAUCAAUCGUAAUUAUUCCCAGAUCCAUGUGUUAAAUACAAACCACUGAAUUUCUGUGCUCCAUACAUGCUAAAGAAUCACGUUAUUCAAAUGAGGUUUCUAUGAAAUCGGAAUUAGUUAUAUUUUUUGCACUUUCGUUUGACCGGACCCGUCAUGGUGUGCACAAGGUUUUUGUUUCUAGGGAACACUAAUUACCGCCGGACAUAGCGGAAGUAGUACAAGCAGCAUGGAAUUCAUAUGGGGAGGAAUGUUGUGUUGUGUAACAGAAGCAGUGGUAAAUUAAAUAUUUGCGGCAAGCAAAUCUGGACAGAUAAUACCUUAAUAACCCUGUGUGAGAGACUUCGUUUUGACUUGGAGCUACCUGACAGCAGUCGCGGAAAUCAUGUCAGGAGUGAAGUUACAGGGUGUUGAUAAGGCGGCUGUGACCAAGACCCGUGGACCUAAACCAGAGGAAAAGAAAAACAAACGUCGCCUCAAGGAAAAGAAGUCCAAAAGAAAGGUGGAAAAUGGACACUUAAAGAAAAAAAAGAAGGGAGGAGCUAAUGUGAAUUUCAUACUGCCUCCCAAGGAUUCUCAGCAGUUUUCAUCUAACUGGAAAGCGCUGCAAGAGCUGCUUAAUCAGAAGAAAGAGACAGAAAAUCAAGAGGCUGAAUCUACUAGAGCACAACAGAUAUCCAAGAAAAAGACAAAGAAGCCUAAGAAGCACCCUAAAGAGCUUGCAGUUAAAGAUCAAGGUAGCGGGGAAUCCCAGGAUCACCGUGGGAAGCAAAUUAUAGACUGUCCCUUGCCUUCCACCUCCAAGCUAAAUGGGGAUGCUGUCCCAACACCCCAGGAGAAAAGGAACAAAGAAAAGAGGAAAAAGGAGCUUGUACCCAAAGAGACAAAUGAAAAGGGAUGUAAAAAAAGAAAAAUUGAGAUGUCCACUGAGAUCAAACUGAGAGAGGAGGAUAUCUGGUUUGAUGAUGUUGACCCAGAUGACAUAGAGGCUGCCAUAGGAGCAGAUGCGGCGGAGAUAGUGAGGAAGAAGCUGGGAAUAAAAAAGUCUGAACCCCAGACAGUAGACAGUGUACUGGUGAAGGAUUGUGCAUUUGAAGGGUUAACUAAAACCGUAGCCAUGGACUGUGAGAUGGUUGGGGUUGGAGAGGAUGGCGAAGAGAGCAUUGUAGCUCGAGUUUCCCUCGUGAACCAGUAUGGCAAAUGCAUUUAUGACAAGUAUGUGAAGCCCACAGAGAGGGUGACUGACUACAGAACAGCUGUCAGUGGAAUCAGACCCCAGGAUAUCAAGAAUGGAGAGGAUGUAAAGGUCAUACAGAAAGAGGUGUCUGAUAUUUUACGAGGAAGAAUUUUAGUAGGCCAUGCUGUGCACAAUGAUCUCAAGAUUUUGUUUAUAGAUCACCCAAGGAAGAAAAUAAGGGACACUCAGAAAUAUAAACCUUUUAAGCAAAGGUUAAAGUGCAGUCGCCCCUCCCUCAGACAUCUCUGUGAGAAGAUUCUUAAUGUAAAAGUCCAACAAGGUGAACAUUCUUCGGUUCAAGAUGCUCAAGCUGCAAUGAGGCUUUACACUUUAGUAAAAAAGCAAUGGGAAGCAGAGAUCAAAUCCAAGUACAAAACCAAAGACGCAGUCCAGAAUGAGGACAAAGGCAAACCAAAGGCUGGAACAAAUCAGAAUAAAUUUCACCCUGAUGGCCUUUGAGCCAACAUCAAAAUUGUGCACUAUUGCUGGUGCAAAGUUCUGUGUACAAUAAAGAAGACCUAUGUCUAGUUUUUCGUUAAGGAGAAAGGGAGUCUUUUGCAAGAGCUUGUCAGAAACCACAUAAAGAAGAGAGUGUACAUCUUUUUAAGAACGUUUGUCUUCAGGCAAGCUCCUAAAAUACAUAUGAGACAAAAGUUACUGAAAGUGGGAUUUAUCUUUGUAAAUCUUGAGACCAUGACUGCUGAACUGCUCAUCCAUUUUACGUGAUUUUCUGUGUUUUGGGAGAAGCAUUGUGUAUUUCCUCCAGAAACUUUUUCAACACCAGAAACAUUUAUGAGAUAGAUAGACUUUUAUCUACCAAAAGGUUAUCCAAUGUGCACUUUCAUUUGUGCCGCACCUGUAUGUGAAAAUGUCUUUCAGACAAAAUGUUACAUUGCUUUCGACAUGUUUUUGCAAUCACAGUUUUGCUCUAACAUGUAUUUAAUUAAAUUGUAGCCAUGUAGUUUACACAUUUAAUGUGCAGUUCACACCACUUCAUAGUCUUUAAUUGGCAUUUGUGUAUAUUGAGUUAUUGACAUGAUUGUUCAUUUCCUGUAUUCCUGUUCUGUUAGAGCUAAAGGGGUGACAAUUAUUUUUUAUUUACAUGUAAAAUGGGUACAGUUUUUCACAGUUAUUUAAAAGAUAUACAGCUAAUUGGUCCUGUUUGUAGUUCAGUAGAAUUUAAAAUUUUCUGAUUAUACUGAACAUUUUUUCUGAAAAUGAAGACAUUUUUGAUAGUUUUCAAGCAAUUCAUUAGAAUGAGUUCAAUAAGACAUUUCACAUUGUAGGCUAUAUACUCAAUGACUUCAGCUUUGUCUGCCUAAAUAACUUAAGUGAUCUGAUUUAUUGGCUGAGAUGUCAAAAGCUUUUGUAGUUUCCCAUCUCUGCCUUAAUGACAAGCAGAAGAAAACUCUUGCAGAGAUGACUGUGGAAAUAAAUUUAGAUUUUAUUUCUGCCAGAUGCAGAUCCACCUCAGUUGUGCAUUUUUGAAAGGGCAGAUUGUGCAAGUAACAGUAUCUCCUGUAAGGAAAAUUGAAUUCAGUUAAUGUUAAAUCAUGAAGUUUAACACAGGAUUAGUGCUCUUUUCUACAAACAUUUUUUAGGUUUUAUUUAGAUCCUCAUUGAAUGUUUUCAUUUAAAAAAAUGAAACUGCCAAAAUGCCUAGAGCUCAAUGAUUUGUGAUUGACAAAAAUGUUUUUAAAUUAUCUUUAUCAAAGACGGGUAUUAAAAUUACUUAUCAAAGAGGCUUUCUACAUGCAGUAAAAAUGUAAUGCUUAUUGAGUGAUGUUUAGUGAUUUAUUUGAUAACUAAUACAUUUCUGACUUGUCAUCUGUGUUUUCUGUAUGUGGAGACGGUUAAUUUGUGUUGGUUGACUUCAGCAAUAUUGCCAUUCAAACAGUUAUGUUCAUUACAGUUUAUGUAAUGGGAAAUUGUUUUAUACCUAGAUUUAUC
This is a messenger RNA of Lepisosteus oculatus (spotted gar), 3217 nucleotides long. RefSeq names its product REX4 homolog, 3'-5' exonuclease (gene rexo4). Lineage: Eukaryota; Metazoa; Chordata; Actinopteri; Semionotiformes; Lepisosteidae. Gene Ontology annotation, cellular component: nucleus. The record is from RefSeq and is a predicted model, not a curated record. Gene Ontology annotation, biological process: DNA catabolic process; rRNA processing. Gene Ontology annotation, molecular function: 3'-5' exonuclease activity; nucleic acid binding.